AUGGGCAGGAACAGUGGCUCAGAGAAGAUACAGAUCAGUGAAGACAUCAACCCUAAAGGAAUACUGAGGAUACUGGGAGGGAUGAAUAUAGUGCACACUGAAGACAACAAAGUUAGCUAUUUCAGAAGAAUAAUCAAUGGAGGAAAGAAAAAGUGA
Desarmillaria tabescens is the source of this 156-nucleotide messenger RNA. RefSeq lists its product as uncharacterized. The record is from RefSeq and is a predicted model, not a curated record. The transcript has a single exon. The coding region runs from base 1 to 156 and encodes 51 amino acids. Lineage: Eukaryota; Fungi; Basidiomycota; Agaricomycetes; Agaricales; Physalacriaceae.